UGACCAUCAUUAAUCCUUAAUUUUUCUUCAUUUUCUUCUAGCUCCUCCUUCUCUUCUAAGUUCUAACUGCUGUUUGACGAUGGACGACUUAUACUUUUACGUAGGAAUUAUUGGCAAUAUCAUCUCCGUUUUAAUGUUUCUCUCCCCAGCGAAAACCUUCUGGCAAAUAGUUAAAAAAGGGUCAACAGAAGAGUUUGAGAGUCUUCCAUAUAUUUGCACUUUGCUAAAUUCAAGCUUAUGGACUUAUUAUGGAAUCACAAAACCAGGGAGUUAUCUUGUAGCAACUGUUAAUGGUUUUGGCAUUCUUGUAGAGAUUGUGUAUAUUUCUUUGUUCCUCAUUUAUGCACCUCCAAGAACAAGGGCAAAAACGGCAAAGGUUGCUUUCGUAGUGGAUGUGUUAGUGUUUGUAGGGGCAGUAUUGGCGACACAAUUCGGGAUGGAAGGAGACAUGAGAAUUGAUGUGAUAGGUUUCAUGGGUGCUGCCCUUAAUAUUGUUAUGUAUGCUUCUCCUCUUUCUGCCAUGAGAUUAGUGGUGACCACUAAAAGUGUGGAGUAUAUGCCCUUUUUGCUCUCUCUGUUCCUAUUUCUUAAUGGAGGGGUAUGGACUUUCUAUGCAUUUCUAGUACAAGACUGGUUCCUAGCGGUACCAAAUGGGACUGGAUUUAUUUUUGGAUUUGCACAGCUUGCACUAUAUUCAAUCUACAGGAAAUCUAAACCGUCUAAAAUCAUCUCCCAUGACGACUUAGACCGCGGAUCGCAACACGAGCACCUCCUUCCAUCUUCCACUUCUAAUCCCACAGAACCUGUGUAAUGUCCCCAUUGAAGGUGAGUGCAACCAUUAUAUCUCCUAUACGCAUGCAGUGCGUGUAUAUGUAUACAUAUAUAUUUAAUUAUUUACUCCGGUAUGCAAAAUGCAUUAAACAAACAUUAAUAUUAGGAUAUAUGUAUUUCUAUUCAGGUAUUCCGUUUUUGUUUUUAGUA
Molecule: messenger RNA, 981 nt
Organism: Erigeron canadensis
Lineage: Eukaryota; Viridiplantae; Streptophyta; Magnoliopsida; Asterales; Asteraceae
Product: bidirectional sugar transporter SWEET17-like
Exons: 6
Coding region: 80-811 (243 amino acids)
Biological process (GO): carbohydrate transport
Cellular component (GO): membrane
Molecular function (GO): sugar transmembrane transporter activity
Source: RefSeq, a predicted model, not a curated record